UCCCCCGUCGGUGAGGACGUUGUCUCCAUCCAGAGCAAAAGGGGAACCAGCAGGAAACAAGGAGUCUGGUGGAAGGCUGGGAGGAAGAAAAGAGGGGAAUCCCGAGCUGCUUCCCCGGGAUUAAACUCAUGUUCCAGCGGGAGAUCACAGCUGUCAGGACCGCCACUUCUCUCACGGUUGAUCAGUGACUGAAGAGGAUGAGGAUGUUCAGCUAAACCCACCCCCCACUCACAACCCUUCAUUCUCCUCACUGCCCUUAUCCUCACCACUGCCUUCAUCAUGAACCACACUCCCAGCCCCCACCUGUCUGAAGGUGGUAGGUCUGCUGGAGGCGGGCUGCUAUGCAGCCUGGGUCUGGGGUCCGACAGGGGGAUCCGCUCCCCGGACAGCCUCACCCACACCCCCAGCCCCACAGGGGAAACCCCUAGCUCCAGUCCCCCGCUGCUGUUGUCACCCGGGCUCGGAGGCCUUGGGCUGGGAUCCCUCUGUGCCAUGGGUGAAGGAGCUGGGGCCGACUGGGAGAGCAGGGAGGAGCUGCGGCUCAGGGAGCUGGAGGAGGCUCGGGCCCGAGCAGCACAGAUGGAGAAGACCAUGAGAUGGUGGUCUGACUGCACCGCCAACUGGAGAGAGAAGUGGAGCAAGGUUCGUGCAGAGCGUAACCGAGCACGUGACGAGGUUCGUCAGCUGAGACAGCGGCUGGACACUCUCACCAAAGAGUUGACAAGUGUUCGGCGGGAGAGGCAGGAACUGGCCUCGGAGAAUGAAGCGCUACGGCAGCAGACACUGCAUCUUCGUGGCGACCACGCGGCUCGUCCUCCAUCCGCCACCUCCCCUUCUUGCUCCCCUGCACACCCCUGUGGUGCAUCCUCCUCCUCAUCUCCAUCCAUUCCUCCCUCUUCCCCUGCUUCCUCUUCAUCUCAGGUUCAGGACGACAGCAAGCUGGGCCGGAUGGGGGAGGCAGCCCCAGGGUCUCCAGAACCAGAACCAGUAAGGGACGUGGACUUGGAAAGAGAUAAGCUUGGUCAGCAACAGGAUUUGGAGCUGCUAGAGUCUGUUCUACGUUCCAGGGCCCCAGGCACCGACAGUCAGGAGGCCUGGGAUGGACGUGGUGUCAACGCCGCCAGCUCACGCUUAUCCUGCGGUAUGAGCCGGCAGGAGCGCAGCAGGCAGCUGUGGGAGGACAUGAGCACAGUGGAGGACGACUCCAGCAAACUCAACGCCCUCCAGCUUCGCCUGGAUGAGUCCCAGAAAGUCCUGUUGAAAGAAAGAGAUGACAAACUUGCUCUGAGUAAGAGCAUUGAGAGGCUGGAGGCUGAACUCAGUCAGUGGAAACUUAAAUAUGAGGAGCUCAGCAAGAGCAAGCAGGAGGCCCUCAAACAGUUGAAUCUGCUGAAGGAAAUCCACCAGGAUGAACUUGGCCGUAUAUCUGAAGACCUGGAGGACGAGCUGGGAGCUCGGACCAGUAUGGACAGGAAACUAGCUGAACUACGAGCUGAGAUGGAGAGGCUGCAGGUGGAGAACGCUGCAGAGUGGGGGCGCAGGGAGUGUUUGGAAACUGAGAAACUGGCCUUGGAGAGGGACAACAAGAAGCUGCGGGCUCAAGCUGAAGACCUGGAGGAACAACUGGCCAAGAAACGCCGGCAGGCCGCCUCUGCACUCGACACUGACCUGAAGGCCAUCCAGAGUGAGCUGUUCGAAAGAAACAAGGAGCUGAACGACCUUCGCCACAUUCACACUAAGCUGAAGAAGCAGUUCCAAGAGAAGACGGCGGAGCUCGUCCAUGCCAACCGGAGAGUGGAGAGUCAUGAGACUGAAGUCAAAAAGCUACGGCUGAGGGUGGAGGAGCUUAAGAAAGAGUUAGGACAAGCUGAGGAUGAGUUGGAUGAGUCUCAUAACCAGACCAGGAAGCUGCAGAGGUCUCUGGAUGAGCAGGUGGAGCAGACUGAGAACCUGCAGGUACAAUUGGAACACUUACAGUCAAGACUGCGGCGGCAGCAGCAAAGUCCUGGCUUGUUUGGGAAGAUCCGAACGGCUCGGUUCACUCCUGAAAACCCUGACAGUCCCAGCAGCGAUAUGGAUGAGGAGGAGGAGGAACAGCUCCAGAUCCCAUGACACAGACACACACACACAAACACACACACACACACACACACACACACACACACACACACAUACUGUGAUACAUCAUAUACUGUAACAAAGAUAAAUAUUGUUACUCUGGAUGAAAAACUUUUUAUACUCAAAAAUUGCAAAUUGUAUUACAAAUGGAAGGAGCUCAGCCUGUGAGUGUUUAAAGGACCAAUCCGAAAGUUUUAAACAUUGCACUCAGUGUCCAAUCAAAUGAGCAGUAUCAAGUGAUUUCAUCAACUGGUUACUGGCCAUGAUAAUGAUCACAAAUCUAUGAGUUAUUAAAGACCAAACAAGAAAGCAAUGAAGCAUUAAACAUGAAUAGGUUUCCACACAGCAGCAGUAAAACAUACCUUACCCUUACAUAGACUAAUAACAUACUAAGACUCACACAUGCUGGGACAUGUAUGGGGUCAUUAUUUUGGUAUAGCUUUUUACAGCUAUGAGAGUGGAAUAUUGUGUAACUGUAUCUCAAUCAAUUUAUGUGUAAUCAGAUUUCUUUCCACAUUUACAAAUGUGAUUGCGCUCUUGUUUUCUGAAUACACACAUUUCAAGAUUCCAAAUUCACAGAUGUCAAUGGACACUAGAGAUUCCCUUACACAUUUACACAUCUGAUUACACAUGUUUUAUGAAUGUGUACAGGAUUCUGCAGAACGUGUAUUCAGAGUAGGCUACAUGUGUCUAUUCAGUGAUGUAGAAAUGUGAACAAAAACCAAAAUAUAAAUAAAUAACAUGGAUUGAGAUAAAGUAACACUACACUCCACUCAAAUGGCUGUAAAUAGCUUUACUGCAAAAAUGUCCCAUAUUCAUUAUCAGACAAUCACCAGGGUAAAACCCACCAGGGGUGCGACAGAGAUUACGUGGACGUCUGAACAGUUACAUUCAAUAAGAGGAUCUUUUUUUAAGUGACUUGCUGACAAACAUCCAACAAACCGCACACAUCAUAGUGUUAACAGUCAUUCUUACUUCAUAUAUCACAAACAUUACUGCUGUCUAGCCUGAACUGUCCUCCUGUGUCCAAACAGACCCCACAUAUCCAUCAGCGAUAUUAAAACUUUUAACACAGCUCCUAAUGUUUUAGGAGAAAAUUCAAAGUCUUUUUGUGAUGUAUUUUAAGUUCACAGCCGAGCACACUACACAACUAUUAGCCUCAUUUUAGCUGUGACAUGGAAGGAAUUACGACCUCAGGAUGUGUGGAGCAGGAGCUUCCUGUCAGGUUUUUUUUAUUUGUCAGUCACCUAUCAGACUCCACUCAAACAAAGUCAGGUUUGAAUUUUCAGUUUCAGCCUGUGAAGUGUGAUCCAGUACUGUUGAAAUAGAAGUUUCCUUUUUUGCAUAACGAUCAUGUCAGAACCUACAUGUCUGGGCCGUGUGUGGUCAAUGUGACACAUUGAGGACGUAAAAAACUAUCAACAACUACUUUCAAUAGAAAGGGGCUCAGUCCUGAGCAGUGGCUCAAUGCUGCAAGAUGGUGUAACGAGUGUAUUCAUGCAUUAUUGUGUCAUAUUUGCAUUUUGUCUGUUUCAGUUGUCAGACAACAGAACAAGUAUGAAAGUGUGACUAAGACAUGGCCCCUUAAGAUGACAUGUUGGGCAGCAGUCACUUCUACACAGUUCCAAGCUGCUGCUCCACUCUGAUAAAAUUUGGAUUUAAUGUCCACAACAACUCAUCCGACGAAAAUCACAGACGGAUAAAUUAAGGACCACAGCUCCAUCUGUAUUUACUUACAAAAUAAAGAGAAAUUAGAAGCUCAUUCACGUCUAUGUCAGCUUCCAUGUGGUCCGUAGAAAGAGAUGCAUAGAGAAGGUAAGGCUGUCCUCAAGCUUGUGGGUCAGUACUGAUAACCUUGUCCGGUCACUACAUUUUUAGUGUAGUGCUUUGAAAAAAAAGUCACUUAAGGAGUUCGAAAAGUUGGUAAAUCUUGUGACAAAGGUGCUAAGUUGGCAGAAGUGCCUGUAAACUCCUGAUAAUGUAAUAUAAACUGUUAUGCACCUAUUCAUUUUGAAAGAGCAGGGAAACUCCAACUAGCCAAACCAAUUGUGUCACUUCAACGCCGAGGGAGUCAGUCACAGAUGUUCGCCUUUUCCAAGACUGGCCUCACUGUUGUGUUCCACAUCCUGAUCUACACUUUACACACCAGUAUUCCAGACAGCAAAGACUAGUUAUACAUCCAAAGUUCAGUGGUUCUGUUCUGAAUUGGAAUGUGCAGGGAUGAUGCUUUAUGCACUGUUUAUGCUGAUAUUUAGUAUUUUACAAAAUAUUUAAAUUUUCCUGUAAAAGAAAAACCUGAAAUCCCAAAUAUUUGUGUCCAUUAAAUCCCUCAGGAUCAGUCUGGGUGUAAAAGCCUUCCGGGCAGCAUUUAGAGCAUUAUGGGAUAAUGAAAACUCUCACUAAAGCCCAGGCUCUCUCACAACGAGCCACGUAUUCAACAGUAGGAGGAGUUUUGGAUUCGCUGGCUGCUGGACUGAGGUGGUAAUGAUGCUGGGGUAAAUCUCCUGUCUGUGAGAGAGCUCCAGUGAAUGGAUGCAGUUGUAAAAUCAACAGAACAUUCAUGAAUCCUCCACCACCAUCUCUGACGCUGGAGAGAGACUAAGAUGUUUUUUAGGAUUCUGAACUAUUUAUGUUGUUAUGGUUUAGUUUUUAUAAAUGAUCUGUACCACAGUGGUUUUGUAUUAGCUCUAUAAAUGUCAACUGUA
Molecule: messenger RNA, 4823 nt
Organism: Paralichthys olivaceus (Japanese flounder)
Lineage: Eukaryota; Metazoa; Chordata; Actinopteri; Pleuronectiformes; Paralichthyidae
Gene: ccdc102a
Product: coiled-coil domain containing 102A
Cellular component (GO): myosin complex
Source: RefSeq, a predicted model, not a curated record